Acanthaster planci (crown-of-thorns starfish) is the source of this 9850-nucleotide messenger RNA. RefSeq lists its product as uncharacterized. NCBI's taxonomy places the organism in Eukaryota, Metazoa, Echinodermata, Asteroidea, Valvatida, Acanthasteridae. Gene Ontology annotation, cellular component: Golgi apparatus; centrosome. The record is from RefSeq and is a predicted model, not a curated record. Gene Ontology annotation, molecular function: molecular adaptor activity. Gene Ontology annotation, biological process: positive regulation of microtubule nucleation; regulation of Golgi organization; centrosome cycle.
GUUACAAACCGACGUGAACGUAAACGGAUAACAAAUGACAUUGACCAUAACGAAAGCUACACGGAAAAAAUCAAUAUGGAUUCUGUAGUUGGUGAUGACCCUACAUUACCAGUAGACUUUGAGGAGAGUGCCAACAUGGCUGGCUUGCCAGACGUAACCACUGGUCCAGAUAUUACUACUGCUAAUUUCAGUGAGCACUUCCCUGAUGGUAACAUGCCAGCAAUACAAAAAAUCAGCAGUGGCAGAAUGUCUCCCAUUAGAGCCCACACUAUGAAGGAUUAUGAACAGCAAAUCUCAGAGCUGAAGAAGGAAAAUUUCAGUUUGAAGUUAAGAAUCUACUUUAUGGAAGAGAGAAUUGAGCAGAAUUUUGAUGAUGACACUAAGACGAACAUUGAGCUUAAAGUAGAGAUCGAAAGUUUGAAGAAAGACCUGAUGGAGAAACAGCAGCUUCUCAUCAAAGCAUCGAAUGCAGUGGAGAGUCUUGCACAUGAGAAGGAGGCACUGAACAACAGGCUGAGACAAGAAAACAACCAGGCAUUAACUCAUCAAAGGGAACGCUUGGAGCUGGCAUUAAAACAAUCACAACAGGAGUGUGAGUCCGUGAAGCGAGCCAAUGAAAUCCUUCAGAAGCGUCUGGCAGAGACCAAGCAGCAGCCAAGUCAAGAAGAUAAAGGCCAAGAUGAUAGUGCAAUGCAGGCCACACAUCAGCAGGCCACUCAUCAGCAGGCCAUGGAGGGGAAGGAGAGGCAAAUUGAUGAUCUGAAUGGUGCUCUGAAGAUGAAAGAAGCGCUGAUCACGCAGCUUGAGGCGGAGAAAGAGUAUGCAGUUGAUGAGAAGAUAGAGCCACUACAACAAGAGGUCCAACAGCUGAAGAGGGCACUAGACCAUAAGAAUAAUCAAGUACAGGCCGUCAAAGAAGAGUUGGAUAAAGAAAAAGUGGAAGGAAGAAACAGGGAUAGACAGUAUGAGGAAGCAUUCAAGGAACAGGAACGGCGACUGAAGGACCUUGAAACUUCCUCAGAAAAUAUGCAACAAGAGCUCAAGAACAAAGACAAAGAGAUCAAGGAUUUGCAUAAUACUCUCAAGAAAGCUGAGAAAGAAAAAAAGGACUUGGAACAAGAUUUUGAUGAGAAGAACAAGGAAGUGAAAACCUUAGAGAGUAACACAGUAAAGCGUGACAAAGCAAUCCAGGGUCUUGCUGAAACCAUCAGGGCAAAGGAUAAAGAGAUUCGUUUACUGUGUGAUCAAGCUGACGAACGCGAGAAUGCCCUCACUCAGGCACGCGAGGCCAUGCACAAAGCACAAAGGAACAAAUAUGAGGGUAUGGAGCAGUACCAGGCUUCCAUGGUUGAUAUGGAAGGGAAGUUGGCUGAACAGAAAGCAAAUCUGCAUAGCAAGCAAUUAGAAAAUGAGCGACUGCAAAAAUCCCUUGCAAGGAAGCAACAGGAGCUAGAAAGACUGAGGCAUGAUGGGAAUGAAGCAGAGCAACAUUUGAAUGACCUGUUGGAGCAACGAGAACUGACCGUCAGGGAGUUGAAAGGUCAGCUGCAGGAUGCUAAGCUGAACACUGAUGAAAAAGUAGAUGCCAUAGAGCAGCAUUACCAGGGAUUGUUAGAAGAUGCCCAACAACAGCUUCAGAAUAAAGACAAGAUCAUCCAACGAUUGACCAAAGGAAUCCAGGACAAAGAUAGACUGGUCAAGGAAUAUAUGGAACUAUCCCGAGAUGCUAACAAACCAACUCAUGAUGACAAUGGUGGAAACAGCGCUUUGAUUCAGACAUUGCGAGAGCGACUGAAACAACGAGAUAAAGCUGUGGAGGAAGCACUGGAAGAGAAGUUACAAGCUGUAGAAGCUAAGGAGGGUGAGAUACGUCAGCUGAGGGCAUCACUACGAGACAGAGAUAGGGAAUUGGAGAGAGCAAAUAAUGACAGCUUAGCCAACCAAGAUAAAAUCAAUCAACUGCAGAGCAAUUUGAAAGAGAAAGAAGCAAAGGCUAGACAACUAGAAGAAGCUGUGGAUGCACAGAAGCAAGCUACCAGGGAUUCUGAAGAUAACCAACGCCGUGCCAAUUCUGAGAGGGACAGCAUCAUCAAGAAACUGAGACAGUCUCUGGAUGCCAAAGAGACUAUGCUGAAUGAGAUGCAGGUUGCUAAGCAACACAAAGAUGGAGAGGCUGCUAAGGAGAGAGAUGAUGUCAUGGAACAACUUAAGAUGAGACUCCGAGACAAGGAUAAAAUGUUAGAGGAGGUCCUAGCAGAGAGGUCACAGGUGGCUUCAGCCAAUGAGAGAGCAGCUCAGGAUCUGCUGGAUACCAUCAAGGAUAAGGACAACCAAAUCAAGGAACUUCAUGACAGGCAGAACCGUCUAACUGCCAACAAGAACAACGUCAUCAAGGAACUGCAGAAAGAACUGAAUGAUAAGGAAUACACUGUACAGGCAGCAGAAGAGACUUUGUGUCGAGCUGAACAAGAGCAAGCCGUGUUACUCAAUAAGAUGAGGGCAGCCAUGGCGGAUAAAGACAAAACUAUCCAGAAACUGAUUGAGAGUGGUCGUGAGAAGGAUCGUUUGUUCCAUGAGGUUCAGCAGUCGUCUGCCAGACAGAGUCCUAGCCCAACCAUGAUGGCUGAACUGGCAGCUCUCAGAGAUAAGAAUAACGAGCUCAAGAAAACACUCCGAGAAAAAGAAGUUGCAUUGCAUGAAUUACAGACUGAUCAACCUGAUGGUGGAUUUGUGGACUCACUCAGGUCAGAACUGGACAAGAAGAACAAACUCCUGGCUAAGGCAAAAGACACCAUUGAUGCUCUGCAGAGGGAUCAAGAAGCAGGGAAACAAAUCAAACAAGAUAUGAGCAAGCUGCGUCGUCAGAUUAUUGAGCUGGAGAGUGAAUUACAGGCCAAGCAAGAUCACAUUGAUGCAUUGAUACACGCAGGCAAAGUCAAGGACAACAUAAUAAAGGAAAUUCGUUUGGAGCAAGCCAGUGUUCCUGUCAGAACUGCAGCCAUGGGUGGUGAAAACAGUGACAAUCAACUUCAGCAGAUCCUGCAGGAUCAGAUGCGUGAGCUGGGCAGACUAAGUGAUGCCCUUCGUGCCGAGAGGCAACUCUACGUCAACAUCACUCAGAGUGGUAGCGGGGAUCGAGAGGAAAGUCCUAGACAUCGCUCAGCUGAUAGUCUGACUAUUGAGUUAGCCGCUGUGCAGGCUCUACGGAGACAACUUGAAGAUGGGAUCAAGAGAAAUGAUGCUAUGAGGGAACAGUUGGAGAAGCAAAUGAAACAAGCUGACCAGAGAGAUAUGUCUCCUAGUACUGCAGCUCAGCAAUCAAAAGAGAUGCAGACACUUCGUCAUCAAUUAGAAGACAGUAGCCGAUGGAAUGCAUCCUUACAGUCACGUUUAGAUGAGAUGAGACAGAGGGUUGGAGGGGUUGGUCGGGACUUGGAGCCUGAUCAGGCCUCAGGUAAUGAUGAUCAGACGUCUUCCUUGUCACAGACAAGUGAUUCAGGACAGUUCUCCAGACAGACAGUCCCUGAGCUCCAGCGGGAGGUUGCAAGGUUGAAGACGCAGCUUCAAGGAGCUGAGGAGCGAAGAAGGUCUCUUGAGGAUGCCCUGGAUCAGCAGGAUGUUGAGAGCCUCCGAAGCAUCCCUGGUCAAGAGGAGGACUCACCGACGGUAGCUCAAACUAACGCCUACCAGAAACGAAUCCAGGAGUUGGAGAGGAAACUAGCCGAGAGUGAGCAGCUCAAGCAAGCAGCUAAGCAGCAGUUGGAAGCAUCGUUACUGAAUCAAUCCAGAGGAGAUGAAGAGGAAGGGCCAGUGAUUGCCAUCUUGAAGCAGCAACUGGACCAAGCCAAGACCCUCCUUAGAGAGAAGGACCAGCAACUCCAGCAGAAGGAGCAACAGAAUCAAACUCUGAGACAUCAUCUUGGUAUUGGCCCUGACUCUCCUAUCCAUCCAGGCCGGAGCAUGCUGGCUACGCUGCAUCAAGAGAACUCCAGGCUGCAACAGGAAGGGCAGGACCUGAUAGAGAAGAAUCAAACAUUAGCUCGUCAGCUACAGUCAUUGCAAGCACAUUUCAACAAACUCCAACAAGUCAAUUCUGCAUUACAGCAACAGUUAGAAAAUACCCCAGAUGUUAGGUCUACGCAGGAAGACCAUUUGGUUCCUGUCCUCAAAAACCAGCUUGAUCAAGCAAAGGCUCUGAUUCAAGAGAAGGAUCGGCAGAACCAAAUCCUGAGAGAGAUUCUGAGAAUCAGUCCUGACACGCCUGUCGAGGAAGGCAAAGAUUUCAUUGAGAAGUUGCAAAAACGGAACCAGCACUUGAAGUCCAAGUUGAACCAGGCCCUGCAAGGAAUUGAAGAUAUGAAAGCCGAACUGGAUUCAGUUAACAAGGAGCUUGAGCAUUUGAAGCAAGCCACUCCUAGGAGUAUCAAUCCAGAGAUUGGCAGACUCCAGAAGCAGCUGAGAAAUGCACAGAAUCUGAACGAACUCUUGAAGAAGCAUAUUGACUUGAAUAGUUCUCAGGAUGCAGAUCAGCCCCGCUUCAAUCCAGAGCUGAUAGUAGACAUGGCAAAGGAGAUUGAACGUCUCCAGGAUCAGCUCAGUGAAGCCCAAGACAAGCUUCGAGUUGUUGGACCUCAGACAGGACAGACACAAGUAGACAGCAGGAGGAGUCCAUUAAAGGUUUCUUCAGGUGAUGUCAGUGCUCUCACAGCCUUGCGACAGGAGCUUCACCGGUCACAGGCAGAACUUGAUGACCUGAAACGUAAAUACCGAACACUUCAAGUUAAACUCCAGGCUACUGAGGGAACAGUACAUCACCAAGCUGCCCGCAUUAACCGUUAUCGUAGAGAGAUGCAUAACGCUGGUUUGGCUCCCCCGUCAACUCCAAAGAGAGUUCACAGCGACUCAAAUUUAUUACACAGCAGUACUUCCUUGGGUGGUCCACGUGGAUUGUCAGGUAUUACCCUUGGAAUGUUUGAAGAAGGUGACAGCUCUGCAUCCAGUCCCUGUCCAUCAGAGAGAGGUCUGGAUGAGGAGUCAUUUAGUGAAUUCGGAAAUACUAACAAUGUGGAGGACCUGAAAGAGCAAAUAACGUUGCUGAAAAACCAAGUUGACCGAUACAAGCGCAUCAUCAGACACCUCCAGAGACGUCUUCGGAGUGAGGAGCGGUCGCGGAGUCCCAACAGAGCUCCAAGUCCCAUGAGUGAAAGCAGCUCAAGUGGAUGGUUUGAACUUACAGCCAAUCAAGAUGCCUUUGAGCGGCUCAAGCAGGAGGUUGAAAACUUGCAGGCACAGCUUCAGGAAACAAAUGAUGUCAAUGCAACCCUCAAGACGAUGAACAGUCAGCUGCAAGAACAGCUCCAGGUUGUUGAUGCUGCUGCAGCCUCCAGGGGGCGCUGCAUCAGCGAUGAAAUGCUGAAAGCUCAAGGAGAGGAGACAGAGCUGCUUAAAAAGCAGUUGCAUGAAUCUCAAGGAGUGUGUGAGAUGCUGAAGUCCAUGCUGAAUGAGGCCAUGACAGCAAUGGAGGAAGUGAUGGAGAAACAUGGAAAAGAUUCUGAGAAGGGAAGUAACAUCUCACCGAGCAAGAUCAGCCAUGUGCAGUAUAAGAUGCAGAAGAGCAGAGACCUGGCAGAGAAACUCAAUCAAGUUCUAGAAGAGCCUGUACACCCUGCAAAAACUAAAUUUGUCGAUGUUAGUACCAGACCACUUUACUCUGACAGCCUUGAAGCUAAAGACAAAGAGAUCACGCGAUUGAAGAAGGAACUGAAGGACCGGAAGCAGUUGAACCACAAACUAAGAGAUUUAGUGACAGACAACCAAAGAGUUGCAGAGGAGACGAGACAAGACCUGCACAGGUUGUCCAAAGAGGUUGAAGAGAAAAAUGAAAAAAUCUCUGAGCUUCACAGUCAGCUGCGAGAAUCCAUGAGGGCCUCUGCUAGAAGGGCUCCCUCUAGUGAUGCACAGCAUUCCACAGAGACAUUAGACCCAAGAUGCAGUGGACCUAGACAGGGAUUGUUUGAGUUUGAUGAUGGUGAUGUUGACUUCCCUGAUUUCGGACAGCUGAGUGGUCCAAGGGAACAUGAGACACGGGGAUCAGCAGCAGGCCAAUCAGAACCUUUCACAUCCACUCAGAGAACCCCUGCAAUAUCCAAGACCAAAACGGUGUCGACUCAAACUAUGCCUUAUCAACCAGUCACCUAUCAGGACACAACAUCAGAGCUAACACAAAUGCGAUCAAAAUUGCUAGAUGUUAACAGACUCAACUCAGCUCUGCGAGCUGAGCUGGAAAUUUACAAGUCAGCCAUUGGGGAUGGAGAGAUUGUGAAAAGUACCGGACAAGGAGAUGGUAAGCAGGAUCCUAAUGAUGUCUUGAAGGAACAUCUUGAGGAGCUGAGACAGCUCAGGAAGAAACUAGAAGAAUCCAUUAGGGUGAAUGAUCGACUGAGAGAGCAGUUAGAAGCCAAGUUGGCUGGCAUGGGACAGCAACAAGAGGGAGCCACUAUCAUUCAUCUGGAACAAACAAACAUAGAACUGACAGAACACAACAGCUCACUGAAGAUGAAGCUAGCUGAGAAGGAACAUACCGUUAAGGAAUUGAGGGGUGAGCUACAGAAGACAGCUUCACUCAGGAUAGAACUUAAUGAGAAGGAUCGUACUAUUCAGGACUUGAGGAGUGACCUUCAGCAUGUCAACUCACUAAAGACUGAAAUCACAGAGAAGGAUCGUACCAUUGAGGACUUAAGGGAGGAACUUUAUCAGAUUCGUUCAUCAAGAGUCAAAGAUCUUGAGAAAGACAGUACCAUUACAGACCUGAGGAGUGACCUUAGGUUAGCCAAGAGAGAAGCAGAAAGAUACCAAGCUGAGAAUCAAAGGCUGAAGGAUCAGAUUGAAGAGAAUACUCAUCUAGCUGAGUCACUGAGAUUUGAGUUGAGUGUCUAUGAGCACCUGCAUACCAAAGAUGAUUCAACCAAGACAAGUCUUGGAGGGACAAGCCCCAGACUACACAUGAUGACAGACCGGACCACAGGACUUGAUCUGUCUGAGCUCCUGAAAGAGAUGAGACAUCUACGCAUUCAGCUAGAAUGCAGCAUCAGCACUAAUAAUGCUUUGAGAUUGAGACUAGAAGAGAUGAUGAAGACCACAUCACCAAAAGAUACUCAAAAGACAUCGCUAACGACUGUUACCAUGACAACCACAUCAAACAGAGAUUCUUGGACAUCAGUGGAUGGGGUUGGCAGGAUGCAGACUGGAAGGACAUUUACUCCUAGACAGCUCUUUAAAGGUGAUGUUUUAAAACAUCAUGUAGCCUGUCAGACAUCAAGUCAAGCUACCUCCUACCUCUGUCUGAGUGAUGGUAUGCUACAAGAUGAAGAGUAUUACUCAAUACCAGGUGUGACACCCUUACGUAAUGCCACCGGCAUACAGAAUGGUGAUAAGGCCCAUCCUGCUGAGGGUAGUGAGGGCGAUAUUCAUGCUAUUGGUACUUUGCCAACUUACGAGGCACUACGAGAGAACCUCCACAGAGGAAGAAUCCUUGUCAACCUGAUUGAUACACGACUAACGGAACUGAUCAGGUUGCAUCCAGAGUCCUCCAAGGACCUGAAAGAUCUAGCCAAGGAAGUCCAUAGCCUCAAAUCUCAUCUGGAUCAGUGUAACAAUCAGCUGGCCAGGUUUUGGAAGGGUCGUCUACCUCAGGGUGAUCAGGUAGCUAGGCUGAGGCGACGACUCAGGGCACAGGAUGAUUUGAUGAAGGAGGCCCUCCAGAGGCUGUCGACAUCCAAUCGACUCAAGGAGGACAUGGAACUGGCUCUCAUUCAGCAAUUGUCCCAGACACAUGAUGUGUUGCGGCAAGCAAGAGGAAAUCUUGAGGCUCAUUCAACCACUAGUUCCUCCACACUGCCUUAAUGAAGCAUUGAAAGGUCUGCACCAGACAACACUUAACAACGUCAUAGACAACUGAUGAACCUGCGGUCUCCCUGACUUAAAGUCUCUCCUUGUCUCCAGAGUAGUGAAACCUGGUUGUUACUUGUGUCGUGUUUUUUAAUUGUCCAUAUGAAGAAAGUUGUUUUCUGUUGUAAGCAGGAGACUGUUCAGAAUGAUUUUUUUUCAAAAGUGCACCUGAUAUUCAGUAGAGUAAUCUUGCCACAGGUGGUUUUUUUAAUUAGCUUAGAUUUUAGGAUACCUUUUGAGGCAUUGCAGUUGUAGUGAUUAGUUUUUGAUAAACCACUCAAGUCUGGUCAUAAUGUACUCACUUCUGGCAGAAUGAUUUAUUGAAGGUGUACCCCAGAAUCAAAGUUUGCUUCACCUUUGUAUACACAGAGUUAUUCACAACUAUGGAUGUUCAUGUUCUGUGUUUGGUUGUAUAUGUCAUGUGGGACAGGACUGGUUUUCCUCAUUUUCACCUACAUGUAUAAUCAAUUCCAUACCAAUAUCUUCAAUGUACAUGUACUUUAUAGUAUUAGUUUUUGCUGAUUGCAUUCAAAUUCUUAAAUCACUCCUUAAUCAAAUUGUACCCAAUGUUUUCAGCCUUUAAUUGAAAUUGCAAUAGCGGUAAACAGGUGUUAUGUUCCUAAGUACAUGUAUACAGUACCAUUGGUCAGUGCAGAUUCUUUUCCUGUGUAUACAGUGCCAUUGGUCAGUGCAAAUUCUUUUCCUGUGUGUACAGUGCCAUUGGUCAGUGCAAAUGCUUUUCCUGUGUAUACAGUGCCAUUGGUCAGUGCAAAUUCUUUAAUUACUUAAUACAUGUAGUUCAGUUUGCUUUUUUCAAAGCUGACAUGUACAACUAUGGUGUUACACAGUGUGCUUGCUGUAAGGUAAAGUUGGUUGAUAGGAAUAUUCCCUCUUUUUUGUGAACUCAAAUCUGAUUAUUUAUGGUACUUUUAAAAUGAAAAUAGCUUGUGCAAUAAAAAAAAUUUAAUAAUGGAAAAAUUGAAGGAAAAUUACUGAAAAAGUACACCUGCUCACUAGUGCUUAGAAAACUUUUGGCCCAUAUGAAAAAAAAAAGAAAUAUGUUCUCAUAUCCAUUACUAAGCUAAAAUAAAAUUGUAGAUUAUCACAUGCUUUUUUUCAAUACGUUUGUGAUUUUUUUUGGGGGGCUCUUUUAUAAAACGUACAUGUACUUAUUACACUUUUGUCUGCAUAUGGAACUUUUUGUGUGUUAUGCUGUCAUCUAGUGAUAUAUGAAGGGUUGUAGAGAUGCUUUGGAGAAUUCAAUUUGUGACCUCACCGUAAAUGUUACAUGAACCAGUUUUAGAAGCAGUUGAUUUUGGGAUGUGACCAGUUUGUGACUACAACAAAUUAUUGUAGUAGGACACCAUAGAAAAGGCAUAGCUUCACAUUUGUGAGGGUGGAGGCCACUGCAGGUGUGUAGGGUUCUGGUGUGUAGUGCCACUGCAGUUUUUAACCAAUAGUGCUCCAGUUUGUCGUUAGUGGUUUUUCUGCCACAGCCUGAACUAAGAUCAGUGCACCUGAUUGGGACAUGGAAGAAAAACAAGUGUGCAGCCCACAAUGUAACCUUAAAUUUUUUUUUUUUCUGUUCCCUUUCUUUUUCAGUUUAUGGUUACUGGAAAUUUUUUUUUUUCAAUUUUUGUUUCCCGGAACCCUUUGUUAUGUAAAAAUGAGUUAGAAUUGAUGGUGUCCUGAGAACUAAUUUUUCUAGCUGCAGUGCCUUAGGUAAUUCCUCAAAUGAUUUACAUUAAUUUCUAGGAAAUGGUACUGAACACCGUUUAGCGAUAUACUUAAAUUAGAGAGCCUGAUUCUAAGCUGUAUAUUUGUGAAAACAAAAUCUCUGGAACUGGCUGAUGUAUUUGAUUCUGAAAUUGAAAAUACAUACAUGGAAAAGAAUUAGCAGCAA